Molecule: messenger RNA, 723 nt
Organism: Alternaria arborescens
Lineage: Eukaryota; Fungi; Ascomycota; Dothideomycetes; Pleosporales; Pleosporaceae
Exons: 1
Coding region: 1-723 (240 amino acids)
Source: RefSeq, a predicted model, not a curated record
AUGCCAGACUCAAUUCAUCACGAGUUCUACGAACCCAGCGUCCCCGAAAACGCUCUAACUAUACAGGGGAGCUCGUCCGGAUCCAAGUGGAUGAAUAACAUUCAUAAAGGUAAAGGCCGUCGAUCAUCGCAUACCUUCAUUGCCUUGAAUCCGCAGGACCCAUAUGAGCUUGGCGGUACACCCGUUGAGCAGCAUCAAAAUGCCAAGUCAGCUCAACAGGAAAUUUCGGAGCCUUAUCAAAUGAUCUCGGAGGCCACGGUGGGUCUAAUAGCUGCUCUCCAGAAGUUCAACUACGCCAACUUGACCUGCCGCCAGACCGAUAUCUGGCUGGGAGAGCAGGGCGUUCAAUUGGUAACAGCAGCUCAGCAGGCUCUCGGAAAGUUUCCACCUACCACAAAACCAGACCCUCUCUCUUACGACGGGUUCCUUCAGCUACUCAACGAUGAAGGACUAAUGUGGCUUUUGGGGUAUGUAGACCAACUAGACAGUAUGGCUGAUUUUUCCGUGGCACCCACCGCCGACCCCAACAAGAAACGAUGCAAAGUCGGGCAACCAAUUGGUAAGAUCUUGAAACAAGCUCAAAAUGAUGAUUUGGUGAAGAGGCUGUGCUGUUUGCACAAGGAUGAAGAAGGCUUUCACAUACAGGUCGAGCUCCAUCAUCGAGACCCUUGGACGUGCUGGCCGCCCAAUGUGGACCAGGAUGUGGAAGUGAAUGUAGUGUGA